Fusarium musae is the source of this 1047-nucleotide messenger RNA. RefSeq lists its product as uncharacterized. The transcript is spliced from 3 exons. Bases 1 to 1047 code for a protein of 348 amino acids. NCBI's taxonomy places the organism in Eukaryota, Fungi, Ascomycota, Sordariomycetes, Hypocreales, Nectriaceae. The record is from RefSeq and is a predicted model, not a curated record.
AUGACUGUCGACAAUACUCAACCAGAGGGCGAGAACCCCAUCGGCGAUAUUCAGGUUGAAUUUCUUGGCACCCAAAAGUCGAGCAACACGGCAAGUCGUCGUGACUUGGGUUUUACAGGUCAACUUGGAGGGAAAUGGUACGCUGUUUAUGGUGAUGUGCUAUGGUGCGACUCAGGUGUCACCGAUCCUGAGGAAGAUAAUGAGGGAUUUCAUGGCAUGGUCAGAAAUGCUGUUUCUGCUCUGACGGAUGAUCCUCUUGUUGUGGAGGAUCUGCAUCUCAAUGAUGAUGAGCCGGUUCCUCAUCAAAAGCAGUUCAUGCCGUUUAAUGAGGACUGGGGUGAGACGAACACCUUUGGCUUUGGAGGGACGGGAAUUGUGGAGGUUGAUCCUGAUACUGCGACUGGUGCUCUUUAUUACCUCGUUAAUGAUGAUGAACAUUACAAGGGCGCUGGAAUAGCCAAAGUUGAGCUCAUCGACGACGUCCCUCAUAUCACCGAUCGCUACGGCGAGAAUGGCAUCUGGUGGAAUGGUGAUGAGGUGCCCAAGUAUGGAGAUGUCGCAACGUAUCGGGACGUCAACAGCGAAUACAUCUACAUUCUCGGAAACCCACCAAACCCAAUCACCGAUUUUCCUGGUAAGCUGUACAUCUACAUGGCUCGAGUACCCGCAAACGAUGCCUUCGACCUUGAUAAAUAUGAGUAUUGGUGGGGUAGACAAGAGGGAUGGAAGAGCGAAGUUCUCACCACGUUCAACUGUGAGACAGCGGUCAUGUGGGGUGUUGGGCAAGGUCAGAUUGUGUAUAACAAUCACUUCCAGACGUAUUUCUACGUUCAUCUUGAUUUGUCUGGCACUGUCUUUUUGAAAACUGCACCAAGCCCUGAAGGUCCUUGGACAGAAGGAAAAGAGGUUUACAAGGACGAGCCCAUUGAUGGGGGUCUGGUGUAUGCUGGAAUAGCGUACCCGCAUCUGGAUGAAUCUGGCCAGACGUUGACGAUUGGUUUCACUAAUAACAACUGGAUCAGGGUCAUCAAGGUCACUUUUACGUAG